Molecule: messenger RNA, 903 nt
Organism: Fusarium pseudograminearum CS3096
Lineage: Eukaryota; Fungi; Ascomycota; Sordariomycetes; Hypocreales; Nectriaceae
Exons: 1
Coding region: 1-903 (300 amino acids)
Source: RefSeq, a predicted model, not a curated record
AUGGCUACCCGUCGCCAGCGUGUAAUAGCACAAGGUCUGGCAGAUCUGCGAGAUUUCAUAGACCGCGCAGAUCCCGAAGAUGUCACAAACCUCACAAGCCUCACAGACCUCGUGGAACUGUUCGGAGAUGUACCUCUCAGGAUUAUGGAAACAGCUCCCACCCCUCCAGCUCAAGACACACCUCCCAUCUUCGGAUCUAGAGAACCCUCAGACUUUCAGAUCAGAGAUGCACCUCACAGGAUUAUGGAAAUAGCUCCCACCUCCACAGCUCGAGACACACCUUCCAUCUCCAGACCUAGAGAAGCCUUAGACUUUUGGAUCGGAGAAAUGCUUUGCUUCCGUCGCAGUGCCCUCUGCAAAGAUAUGACACAGGCCCUCCACAACCUUCUAGCCAAUGGAAGAAGAGGCCGCGCACCAGAACAGGACUCAAUACUCCAGCGCUAUCACGUCGUCAGAAUGGGAAGCAGGGCGCCCGGGCUCGGACAUAGCAUGCGAUGGGAGAACUGCGACCGGGCGCCGGGUGUCGGAUCCUGCCAUGACGAUCUCCGGUGCUUCAACCCAAACGAGUGCGCAAUCAACUACGUGAACUGCUUCUGUCUCGACCGUGAUGUCUUCCGCCGGCGCGACAUCGAAUGCGACCAGGCCAACAGGGUCUUUGACUUGUACAAAACUCAACUUCCCUCUCGAUAUGCCCAGGGAUGCUCCAACGCGGUUACAAACAUGUUCUUCAGUUUAUUCGUCGACAGGCACGACAAUGACGACUGGGAUCCGACGGUUCACGGAGUUCUGUUCUGCAAUUACUUUAACAAGUUCCAAAAGUUCACCAAUGAUUUCUAUUUUGAGAUUAUGGCUACUAGGGCAAGAGGAAACAUGAGGGAGUUCCAUGCUGGAAGAUGGUGCUGA